GUGGCCCGGGAGGCCGGCGCAGGCGCGCUCGACGGGGGCGCGCCAUGGCAGGUGUCUGGGAGAGUCGGCUGCAGGUUAUGGGGCAGCAGGUGCUGGUGUUGAUCGUACUUUGCGUGACGGGAGCCCGGGGCCUCUACUUCCACAUUGGCGAGACUGAGAAGCGCUGCUUCAUUGAGGAAAUCCCCGACGAGACCAUGGUCAUCGGGAACUACCGCACCCAGAUGUGGGAUAAGCAGAAGGAAGUCUUCCUGCCCUCGACCCCUGGUUUGGGCAUGCACGUGGAGGUGAAAGACCCCGAAGGCAAGGUGGUGCUGUCCCGGCAGUAUGGCUCCGAGGGUCGCUUCACCUUCACUUCGCACACUCCUGGUGACCAUCAGAUAUGCCUGCACUCCAACUCUACCAGGAUGGCUCUCUUUGCUGGUGGCAGAUUGCGUGUUCACCUAGACAUCCAGGUUGGGGAACAUGCCAACAACUAUCCUGAGAUUGCUGCUAAGGAUAAACUGACAGAACUGCAACUCCGAGCCCGCCAGUUGCUUGAUCAGGUGGAACAGAUCCAGAAGGAGCAGGAUUACCAAAGGUAUCGUGAAGAGCGCUUCCGUCUGACCAGCGAGAGUACCAACCAGAGGGUCCUGUGGUGGUCCAUUGCUCAGACUGUCAUCCUCAUCGUCACUGGCAUCUGGCAGAUGCGUCACCUCAAGAGCUUCUUUGAGGCCAAGAAGCUGGUGUAGUGUCCUCUCUGUGUGACCCUUCCUUUUCACCUCAGUUGUUUGGUACUUUUCCCACCCAAUACUCUAGCCAUCUGGAUUUCAAGGGGAGAAAAAUGAGAAAAAAAUUUAGGCCUCAUUGGUUCCAUGGCAACAAAACAUUCAGAUCAGUCGCUUGUUCACACUGGUUCUCAAGGACAUAGGACGUUGAUCCAAACUUUCAGAGGUCAGUCCUGGGGUUUGUGAAGAGUUGGAACUGACCUUGAAUAAGUCUUACAACUUUUGCCUUCAUCCUAUCACAAAAUGAGCAAAUGAAAAUUCUCUCCGGUUCCUUUCACCUCUUUGGAUCUGCUUAUGCAGUUGGGGGCUAAAAUAAUUCACUGAGACUCCUCUCUUUGUUCCCCUGCCAGUCCUGGGUUUACUCAGUGACUUUGUGAAUGUAAAUAAGGGGCAGGUCUUGGCCCCAGAGGAUUGAAAUGUUUUUCUAUAUAUUAGAACUAUUUUUGGAUAAAUUAUAUAUUUUCCUUCCUAGUUGAAGUGUUACUGCCUGUAUAUGACUAGUUGAAAAUACAAAUGCAGUCCACACAUUUUUGGUCACUACAAUGGCAGCUCUCAGGAUUUCAGUGGGCUGUUGCCCAGAAAGUGGACAUCACCUCUGCUCUCAAGGCUUCAUCAGAGGGCUGAGCCGAGAAUUUUCUGGAACAUCUGUGAUUUCCAUCACACAGGGCCUCAGAGUAAGAGUGAGGUAGUAACAACACGAGACAGCACCCUUACCUUCCCUCGUCCCUUAACCCUUAUUUAAGCUGUGGUAAACGUUUUCUCCAUGGGAACCAGAUUUGGUUCUUUAUACAGAUUUUUUUUCCAGUGAAAUAAAACAUGUUGUAGUAACUGUGUUUGAAAUAAAGUAAGAGGUUGUGGGUAGAGGUGAGGCACAAAGAGAAACAGGAGAAAGGCUCCUGGCCUAGCUGCCUCUGGCUGACCCAGAGUAGAUUGUACUGUUUGGGCUUGUGUUACUAGGACUUGUCCUGACAUUCUCUUGUGUGUGGGGACAAGCAGGAUGGUUGUGCAGUCAUUUAGAGGCUGAUGAAGUAGACCCAUCAGCAAGGAAUUGUGAGGAGAUUAAAUACCUGUUUCUCUGACCCCCAGAAUCAUAAAUUCAAGCAGAUUUUACUACACUUCCCUCCUGCCUUUCUGCUUUGUAUAGCUUAAUAGGACUACUUGCCCAUUCUUGACAUUUUGUUUCACGGUUUUACUUUUAUUUAAAAUACCUUUUUUCCUACUUAUCUGACUUACAGAACUAAAUUUUUCCCUUCUUGUUUUCCUCUUCAUGUCCUAUUCCAUUCAAUAUAUAUCCAUUUUUGUUUUAAAAAU
This is a messenger RNA of Talpa occidentalis (Iberian mole), 2075 nucleotides long. It is a transcript of the gene TMED4, whose product is annotated as transmembrane p24 trafficking protein 4. Lineage: Eukaryota; Metazoa; Chordata; Mammalia; Eulipotyphla; Talpidae. The transcript has 5 exons. Gene Ontology annotation, cellular component: endoplasmic reticulum; COPII-coated ER to Golgi transport vesicle; endoplasmic reticulum-Golgi intermediate compartment. The coding region runs from base 45 to 728 and encodes 227 amino acids. Gene Ontology annotation, biological process: Golgi organization; positive regulation of canonical NF-kappaB signal transduction; intracellular protein transport. The record is from RefSeq and is a predicted model, not a curated record.